AUGAACAAUUUCACUAAAGCCUUCUUCAAUGGAGAUUUUGAUAAAUCUUCAUCAUCUGAUGAUGAUAUAAUGAUGAUGCAACUGUUAACAACACAACAACAAAGAAUACAAGCAUUAACCCUAAACCAACCAAGUAGACAUGUUAGUUCCGCAAGUGGUCGUCGAUACAUUAAUCGUGAGAAGGUCAAAGGUGACGAACAAAUUUAUAAAGAUUACUUCAUAGAUAAUCAUGUCUACCCUGUAGAAUACUUCAAAAAACAUUUUCGAAUGAGGCAGUCAUUAUUUCUUAGUAUCUUAUAUGAUAUUCAACAAGUCAAUGAGUACUUCAUCCAAACCCAUGAUGUCACUGGUGCUCCUGGAUUAUCCGGUGUACAGAAGAUGACUGUUGUACUUCGGAUCCUACAAUAUGGCGUACCUACUGAUGAUGUAGACAUGUACAUUAGAAUUGGAAAAACUACUGUGAUUGUCGCAUUGAAGUUCUUUAUCAGAACGAUUGUUGCUAUCUAUGAAUGCAUUUACUUAAGAUCCCCAAAUGAGUCAGAUGCUGCCAAAUUAUUGCAAGUAGGAGAGUAA
Molecule: messenger RNA, 573 nt
Organism: Camellia sinensis
Lineage: Eukaryota; Viridiplantae; Streptophyta; Magnoliopsida; Ericales; Theaceae
Source: RefSeq, a predicted model, not a curated record